Molecule: messenger RNA, 1564 nt
Organism: Cucurbita pepo subsp. pepo (vegetable marrow)
Lineage: Eukaryota; Viridiplantae; Streptophyta; Magnoliopsida; Cucurbitales; Cucurbitaceae
Gene: PYRD
Product: Cytidine/deoxycytidylate deaminase family protein
Biological process (GO): riboflavin biosynthetic process
Molecular function (GO): zinc ion binding; diaminohydroxyphosphoribosylaminopyrimidine deaminase activity
Source: RefSeq, a predicted model, not a curated record
CGGAGUUGUAUGAAAAGGGAGUUGAAAGGAGGGGCGAUUCUCGCUUCUCCGAAUGGCGACGCGAAUCAUGGCUCUCAGUUCCUUCUCCUCCCUCUGGAAUGCAACUCCAAAAUUUACUCCACCUAUAUCCCUUAAUUUUCCUCAGUAUUCAUCAAUUCACCAUCACCAUUACCAUCACAACGACGAACUUGGGCUCUAUGAUUGCUCAAGAUCUAGGGUUUUGAGUUCACUGAAAUGGACGGUUAAAUCAGAGAGAUGUAGGAGAGGGCAUUUCGCCAAAUGUGUUAGUGCGAUUCAAGACACUGAUUGUGAUGCUGAUGAUGAGGUUUACAUGAGGAGGUCUUUGGAGAUUGCAAGGAAGGCUGUUGGCCACACAAGCCCAAAUCCCAUGGUGGGAUGUGUAAUUGUUAAAAAUGGGAAGAUUGUUGGCGAAGGCUUUCAUCCUAAAGCAGGUCAACCUCAUGCUGAGGUAUUUGCUCUGCGAGAAGCUGGGGAUUUGGCAGAAAAUGCGACAGCAUAUGUUAGUUUAGAGCCAUGCAAUCACCAUGGAAGAACUCCGCCGUGCACGGAGGCUCUAAUAAAAGCCAAAGUGAAAAGGGUGGUGAUUGGUAUGGUGGAUCCAAAUCCUAUUGUUGCUUCCAAAGGUGUCCAACGACUCAGAGAUGCAGGAAUUGAUGUGACUGUGAGGAUGGAAGAAGAUUCUUGCAAGAUGCUUAAUGAAGCUUAUAUUCAUCAAAUCUUGACUGGGAAGCCUCUUCUUACUUUGAGGUACUCCCUCUCUGUAAAUGGCUGCUUUAUAGAUCAGGUUGGGGAAGGAGCUGCAGACGCUGGUGGCUACUAUUCACAACUACUGCAAGAAUAUAAUGCUGUUCUAAUUUCUCCUACCUCAUCAUCUGGGGAAUUUGAAAUUCCUGCAUCCAAAGAACUUGGAGCCAAGCAGCCCCUUUGGAUCAUUCUACCGAGUCCUGAUGGUUCGAUCAACAUUCCUCGCAUCACAGAUGCAACUACGGAAGUAGUAAUCUUAACCGACAAAGAAGCGACUGUGGCCGAGAAGGGGAUUGAAACGGUAGUUGUGGAUCAGUUAAGUUUGGGGAACAUUCUAGAUUACUGCAAGAACCAAGGACUAAACAGUGUGUUGUGGGACGUGAGAGGAGAGUUGGGAGUUCAUGAAGAACUUCUAAAGGAGGGUAUUGAGCAGAAAUUGUUGCAGAAGUAUGUUGUGGAAAUGUUGCCACAAUGGAAGGAGAGCCGAAGUGGGAGGUGGGAAGCUUGGUUCAAGAGUAUGGGUGAAAGUCUGAAGUUGAAGAGUUUGCAGCCCAGGAUUUGUGGGGAGAGUGUUAUUUUGGAAGGGAAUUUCUAACAAAUAUUGGCCAUUGAAGUUCAAUAAAGGUGAGGGUAUUGAACUUUUUAUGUUCUCCACAACACAGCACAGCACAGCACUGCACUCCUUUGGUGUUUAAUCAAGACAAUGAAGGUGGUGCAUUUCCCAUUCUUCUUAAUUAAUCUUAAUCAUUGAUUAUAGAGCAAAUUUUGGGGAGAUUAUUCCCUGAUUUAGUUGCAUAAA